Messenger RNA from Penicillium bovifimosum, 1617 nucleotides. RefSeq lists its product as uncharacterized. The record is from RefSeq and is a predicted model, not a curated record. The coding region runs from base 1 to 1617 and encodes 538 amino acids. The transcript has a single exon. NCBI's taxonomy places the organism in Eukaryota, Fungi, Ascomycota, Eurotiomycetes, Eurotiales, Aspergillaceae.
AUGGGUGAUGCACACGGGACCAGCGACACCAUCGUCGCUCCCCCUUCCCAACUUCACAAAGUCCAAAAAAUCAUCAGAGCCAAAUUCAUGGAGAUCAUUCGACUCCAACGGCCAAGCCGCCCAUCACCGUCUAUUCCGAUAUUCCCGUGCGAAGCCAGUGACAUCACAUCCCAGAACUCCGAGCCGACAACCACCAACCAAGUUGUGCUAUUGCAGAAGCGUGAGCAGGGUGACACCAGCGAGAUCACGUCACAAGAAUCCCUGCAGAUAACCAACGACCGAUUGACGCUGUUACGGAAGCAUGGCGAAGGAAACACCAGCGACAUCACACUACAGGAGGCCGCCCAGCCAAUCAACGAUCAAGUGACGCUCGUUAAUAAGCGUGGCCGAUUCAGACUGCACCAUCAACAGCAAUACAAAAACAGCUUGCUUGCUGGCGUUGGAUACCUUGAGCUUGCCAACGCUGGCGACUUCGCUGCAAAUGUCUGGAAUGAGAUUCCUGUUCCGAAGUUUGCAGCGGUAUUGAUGGGACUGGGUGGCAUACUUGCUUUGGGGAUGGUAGUCGUUGCUGUGCGUGACCUUCUACUGAGCUGGAAAAACAUCAAGCUCCUGCGGGUGGAAAGGGCUCAUCUACAAAGCCUCCAGGAAUCACACAAGAAUGACACGGAGAUGGUUCAGCUCAUUGAAAAUCGCCUUGGAGUUGGGGCACGUGAGAUUGGCACUGAGCUGGUGGACCGCCUCGUGAUGGACGCAUUCAUGGGAUUUGGCUCGCUAUUGGUCGGCAUUGGCACUCUGAUGGCCAUCGGUGGCGCCAAUCCCCGCGUCUACAAAACCAGCAAUCUGCUUUCUGGGUACAUCGGGAAUGGUCUAGCUGCUGCCUUUGGUGUAGCAAAUGCCGUUUGGUCGGGAUAUCUUGUCCGUCGGUUUCAUUUGCACCAUGCCGCCGUCUUUGCCCUGGAGACAAAUGAUACAAUCCGUCGUCGCCUGCAUACACGUUUCCGUCGUUUCCAAUGGCAUGCUGGGAUCAAUGGUGUAAAUGGUCUUGUGGCUGGUGCCGCUUCAAUGGUCACAGCCGAGCGCUGGUGGGGAUAUGUUGUGUUAAUCCCGUGUAUCAUCAUCCUGAUUGUGUGCAACUACUUCUGGCGGAAGAAGCUGGGCUAUGACCGCCCACUUGUCGGACUUACAAGGUCAAUUGAGAAACAGUCAACGCUGCUCUUUGAAGAGUUGCAACAAGUGAUCAUGAUGCAGAGUACUUUCGCUGAGCUGGAACCCUCCCUGCCACAAGCGCAAUUCCGACGCGAUUAUUUGGAUUCAAUCCUUCGCCUGAUUGUCGAUAACAACAUGUUUGAAUCAUUCUGCGAGUCUCUCGCCCAUGAUAAACGCACUCAGCCCUUGUUCAACAAGCUUCAAUGCUUGAGUCUUUGUCCUCAGCAAAUCACCAUCUCCCACCAGGCCAUCUUCUGGCUCCCCACCACCGAUUUGAUCAUCGUUCUGCAGCAUGCGCAGAUAUUUUUGCAAAGAGAGGGUGUGGCCAUUCUCAUAUACCGUGAAAGAUACCUGCUUGAACUCCUGGGUUACGCUAUCUGGCAGGAUCACCAAAAGGCCGCCACUGCGUGA